Molecule: messenger RNA, 1224 nt
Organism: Lycium barbarum (goji berry)
Lineage: Eukaryota; Viridiplantae; Streptophyta; Magnoliopsida; Solanales; Solanaceae
Product: peroxidase P7-like
Exons: 4
Coding region: 69-1028 (319 amino acids)
Biological process (GO): hydrogen peroxide catabolic process; response to oxidative stress
Molecular function (GO): peroxidase activity; heme binding
Source: RefSeq, a predicted model, not a curated record
GUACCACACUUCUUCUCUUCAAAGUAAUAGGUUAUAACAUUAUUAUAUUUCUAAGUAAAAAUUCAUCCAUGGCUUCUUUUAAGACUGCCAUAGUUUUGUUUUUCCUAGUGAGUUUAAUGGGAAGCUCCACAGCUCAACUCACCACUGGAUUUUACUCAAAAUCAUGUCCUAAGCUCUAUGAAACUGUGAAAUCUGUUGUUCAUUCUGCCAUUCAGAAGGAAACCCGAAUGGGUGCUUCCCUACUUCGCCUAUUCUUCCACGAUUGCUUCGUCAAUGGAUGCGACGGAUCAUUGUUCCUGGAUGAUACAUCAACCUUCACAGGCGAAAAGAGGGCACAGGCAAAUUUCAAUUCUGUCAGAGGAUUUGAAGUUAUUGACGACAUCAAAUCUGCUGUCGAAAAGGUCUGCCCCGGUGUCGUCUCUUGUGCUGAUAUUUUGGCCGUUACUGCCCGCGACUCUGUUGUCAUCCUUGGAGGGCCAAAUUGGGAUGUAAAACUGGGAAGAAGAGAUGCCAGGACAGCAAGUCAAGGUGCUGCGAAUAACAGCAUUCCUCAACCAACUUUCAACCUUAACCGUCUCAUCUCUAGCUUCAGUGCCGUUGGUCUUUCCGCAAAGGACAUGGUUGCCUUAGCUGGAGCUCAUACCAUUGGACAAGCAAGGUGCACCAGUUUCAGGGGACGUAUAUACAACGAGACCAAUAACUUGGACCCAUCACUAGCACGAACCAGGCAAACCAACUGCCCUAGAACCUCAGGCUCAGGGGACAACAACUUGGCACCUCUUGAUUUACAAACUCCUACAUACUUCGACAACCACUAUUUCAUUAACCUUGUUAGCAAAAAGGGUCUUCUCCACUCUGAUCAGCAGUUCUUCAGCGGGGGAUCCGUCGAUUCAAUUGUGAAAUCAUACAGUAAUAAUCCCAGAAGUUUUGCCACUGAUUUUGUGACCGCUAUCAUUAAGAUGGGUGACAUUCGUCCCCUCACUGGAUCUAAGGGAGAGAUCAGGAAGAACUGCAGGAGGAUCAACUAAUUUAGCUACUUUGCUUAAUUUUAAGUGUGUUUAUUUUCACUUUUCAAUUUGCUGUUUUGUUGGCUCAAUGGCUGUUACCUACCCACUCCGUCACAGCUUCAAGUGCCACUUUUUUCUACACUGCAGUAUGCUAUAUUUGUAUCGUAUUUGAGUUUUAUGAAUAAAAUACCUUUCUUUGUUAAACGUCUAAGAAAAA